AUGUUCAUGGUUGCCGAAGAUCGAAUUGGACGAUUUUUCAAAGUGCCACAGAUGUUGGAUUUCAAUGCAGCAAACAGAAGUGUCUGCGUGGAUUUAUCACACAAAAGAAAAACAAUAAACUGCAAAAAACCGACCGGAUUUAAAGCCAUAACGACAGUGUCGGAUUCACCAUUUGAUGAUCUUAUCAUUGACAAUGUCCAGUCAAAUUUUCUCAGCUGCAGCGGAGGAUUUGAUCGUCUGCGCGGAGGCAAAGCAAGUGACACCUACGUUGUUAAAAGAACUUUUCCAGAUUAUUGCUCAGUUCGGUGA
Molecule: messenger RNA, 309 nt
Organism: Paramuricea clavata
Lineage: Eukaryota; Metazoa; Cnidaria; Anthozoa; Malacalcyonacea; Plexauridae
Source: the annotation of a GenBank genome assembly